CUUUGCACUCCCCCUUAUCAGUCGGAUUUACCGGACUGUACAUCGUGCGUCAUGUGACGAGGUGAUGGAAUAUCUUCAGGGUAGAACUGUCUUCCUUGGAAUCGAGAACGCCAGGCGGUCCAUCAGCCAAAAAGGCCGUCUUUAGCCGCGAUAAGAUAAGAUUGACCGUUGUAUGUGCACCAUGACGUCAGCUUUGUUUGGGAUCCGAAACCCCAACCAGUUUCAUCAACCCGUUUCCAUUUCUCCUUAGCUGAAAUCAUGGACGAUUCUGUCAAUGGACCAAUACAAGAAACGUCGAUGACUACCACCAAUACGCUCCAUGAUGAGUAUUCGCGCGAAAAGGAUGCCGAACUCAUCAAGAAAACCCUCAAGUUGGAUGAAGAGGGCACGAAGGACUUUUUUAAGCCAGCAGUGUUGCGAUGGUGGUUUGCCUCGGUUGGAGUUCCAAUGAUCGCUGGGACCUUUGGGCCUGUAGCCAACCUGAUGAGUAUUUGUGCACUGGUUCAGCCUUGGCGGGUUAUGAUCCCUCCCAGUGAAACAGAAGGAAACGGAGUCCCUAUUUCUGAUCCAGCUUGGUUACUCGUACUCAACUCUGUCUCACUCGGAUGUUCGCUCGCUGCGAACCUCUUCCUCUCAUUCAAUUUUGCCCGGAAGGUGCGGUAUGCAAUUGCGCAACCGCUGACAAUCAUUCUAUGGUACCUCUCAGCAGUCUUUCUCCUAGUUCCACUAUCCCUCACGAAAAUACUGACCAUCAAACCGACCUACAACCAUGCAUUCUCUCAACCGUAUUACUACGCUCUUAUCGCCACGGUUUUGUAUAUCCUUAUAUCUUCCCUCCUGGUUGUCAACGUCAUCGGGGCAUACAAAUUUCGCUUCUAUGCUCCUUCAUUCGCCACCCUAACGAUGCCACAGCGUACUCUUAUGCUGCAGGCCAUUGGUUUCUCCUUCUAUCUUGCCAUGGGUGCAGGGCUUUUCUCUGCCAUCGAGGACUGGGAGUUUGUGAACGGACUCUAUUGGGCGGAUUAUACCCUCCUGACUAUCGGUAUAGGCUCCGACUACCCGUUAACGACGCAGCUGGGUCGCGGGCUCAUGAUCCCAUAUGCGGUAGGUGGGAUCAUGAUGGUCGGUUUAAUCGUGGGCCGUGUCCAAGAUCUAAUGUUGGAGAGAGGGCGAGCGAAGAUAGAGCGAAAGGCUCUGAAAUCUCAAAGGCGGAGGUGGUUCAAGAAGUCAAACAAGAAGCAAGAGGAGGAAGACUUCAAGACAAUGAGAAAAAUCGAGCGACGGGCGGAUAUGAUGCGGAAGUAUCUCGCCCUAGCGGCAUCAUCGGUUGCCUUCUUUUUCCUGUGGCUCAUGGGAGCGUUAGUGUUUCGGUUUACGGAGGCGCCACAGCAUUGGACCUACUUCGAUGCGAUGUACUUUUCCUACACCACCCUUCUCACGGUCGGCUAUGGGGACCUCUACCCGAAAUCUAAUUCUGGGAAGCCUUUUUUUGUCAUAUGGACCCUGAUCGCUGUUCCCACGAUGACGAUCCUCAUUUCGAACCUUAGCGAUACCAUUGUGGGGUGGCUGGAGAUGGGAACGAUAUGGCUGGGCCACUAUACUAUCCUCCCCGACCGCAAGACCAUGAAAGAGAUGAAUGAGAGCAGUGACUCCGUUGAUGCCCGGGAGCUGAAAUUAGACGUGGAGAUGCUCGGAAAUAUCAUUGCGCAGGAGGAAGAGAAACGCGGCAUGCACCGUGGGACUACGCUUGCGAAGGCCAUAAAGAGAGUUGUUAGGGACACAGGGAGGAAGACGCCGAAGAAGUAUUCCUGGGAAGACUGGCAGUUCUUCUUGGCUCUUUUGGAGAUGCCGCAGUCGGAGAGAGAGAGUUUCUGGCUCGCUGACGAAGGGCCGCUGUUCAGUGAUGUGUCCGAGUCGACUUGGUUGUUAUGGAAGCUGUGCGGGAAGCUGGAGAAUGUGAUGGAUCAGGAGUUCAGGGAUUUGGAGAACGGCGUGCAGGCGGAUAAGGAGGAGUGAUAUGGUGGACUACAUCCCCCCCCCCCCCGGCCGGACUUAUUUGUGCGAACUUUUUUUGGUAUCGUGGAACACUUUCAAAGGACUACUACUUGCCAAUUGUACCCGAAGAAGAAGAGAUGGCCGCGGAAUCAACGUGGGAGGCCGAAGCUUGAAUGGAAACAUACGGGCGCCUGGGAUGCCAAGGUCGUCUUAACGAAAAAAACAGGAUCCACCGUGACAAACAUGUCUUCGUUCGUGAUUGGUGUCUCGAGUCACUUCACAUGGGGUUGAACAUUUAUUUGGACGAGAGAUGUGGGGAUCUUCUUCGAUCGUU
Molecule: messenger RNA, 2329 nt
Organism: Guyanagaster necrorhizus
Lineage: Eukaryota; Fungi; Basidiomycota; Agaricomycetes; Agaricales; Physalacriaceae
Product: voltage-gated potassium channel
Exons: 7
Coding region: 259-2016 (585 amino acids)
Biological process (GO): stabilization of membrane potential; potassium ion transmembrane transport
Cellular component (GO): plasma membrane
Molecular function (GO): outward rectifier potassium channel activity; potassium ion leak channel activity
Source: RefSeq, a predicted model, not a curated record